AUGGAUGCUCGUUCGACAAUGUCAUUCGGACAGCCCCUUGGGCUCCUCCAAAAGGAUGAGGACAUCUUUGGGCUGAUCAAGAUGUCGAAUCUGGCAAUAGACUACAUCCAAUUCUUCACCGAUAUACCGACCCUUCAGUUCAUCAGCAACUCGGAUACCAUUUUGAGGCUCUUGGGGCCCAAACCAACUGAUAAGAGUGGUUUUGGUAAGAUCAUGGGACUUGCCAAGGAGCACGUCGACGCUCGCUUUGGACCUGAUGCAAAGGACGAGCCCGACUUACUUGGUUCGUUUCUUCGUCGUGGUCUUGACCGUCGCUCAGCUCAAUCCGAGGUCAUGUUCCCAAUGGUUGCCGGUUCCGACACGGCAGCAAAAGCCAUCAAGUGGACAAUGCAUCACCUUUUCGCGAACCCUUCUGUCCUCGAGGCUCUCACACAAGAGAUUGAGAAUGGAAUUGCGGAGGGCAGAAUUUCGGAUCCUAUCAGCUAUCAAGAAGCCCAAAGUCUGCCCUUUCUUCAAGCCGUCAUCUGGGAGGGUCUUCGUGUUCAGCCCCCUUUCACAGGUUUGGUCAUGAAACAAGUUGGACCAGAAGGAGAUAUAUACGAGGGAAUGUCGCUGCCUGCCGGGACGAGAGUUGGCCAUGACAUUUGGUCCGUGACCCACGACAAACACAUUUUUGGCGAGGACGCUGAUGACUUCCGACCUCAACGAUGGUUGGAAGCUGAUCUGAACACUGUCCAGGCUUGGAAGAAGCGAACUGAGCUUGUCUUUGGCGCGGGCCGUUGGCAGUGUACCGGCAAGUCUGUGGCGCUUAUGGAGUUGAACAAAGUAUUUGCUGAGCUGGUUCGGAAUUUCAAGUUCGAGCCCACCGGCGCGCCGAUGUCUGUCGUUAUUCGAGAUCGAAGGCAGUGA
This is a messenger RNA of Colletotrichum karsti, 909 nucleotides long. Its product is annotated as cytochrome p450. The coding region runs from base 1 to 909 and encodes 302 amino acids. NCBI's taxonomy places the organism in Eukaryota, Fungi, Ascomycota, Sordariomycetes, Glomerellales, Glomerellaceae. Gene Ontology annotation, molecular function: heme binding; oxidoreductase activity, acting on paired donors, with incorporation or reduction of molecular oxygen; monooxygenase activity. The transcript is spliced from 5 exons. The record is from RefSeq and is a predicted model, not a curated record.